UAGCGUGGAAGGGGAAAUGGGACGUGUACCCUGUUUUGUUAAAAGAGUACACAGUGCCUCGCUGUCUAGCAUGUGAAGAAGUUGUGGCUUUCCCUUCUCUCUCUCUCUCUCUCUCUCUCUUACAUGCAUCCACUAUUUGAUUCAUUCGCAUACGGAGCCGAACAGGGGAGAAACAGGACAAAACUAGUCUAGGAUUUCAAUCUGAUUCUCUUUGUUUUUUUCCACCCCCUCCACUCUUCUAUUUUACCUCAUUACUUGCUCAAACUCCUUGUAGAGUGACAUAAUAUCUCUUUUUUCUUGGUAAAAGAGGCGCUUGUAGUUGUAGAGGGAAAUUCCCUUUUUGUUUUGCAAAGCAGAGGAAAAUGGAUGUGUUGGCUUCAGAAUGCAGCAGCGGCUGUGACUCCGGUUGGACUUUGUACUUGGAACAAUCUUUUCUUUCUCAAAAUAGUGGGUUUAUUAAUGGGAAAAGUGGUUUUUGUGAUGACUAUAAAGAUAAAAGAGCUAUAGAAGAAGAAGAAGAAGAAGAAGAAGAAGAAGAGGACUUGUCAAUGGUUUCUGAUGCAUCUUCUGGCCCUCCUCAUCUCCCUGAAGACGAAGGUUACUUCAAUGAUGAUAAUGGGUGCUUUUAUCCUGCAUCCAAGGCAGCCACAGUGGCCAGGAAUGUUGGGAAAAGGCAGAAAAUCAAAGAACACCGACACCGUGAAGAUCAAGAACCGACUGCUUUUCUUGAUGACACUGCUAGUUCCCCUGUUAUCAAUUUAUCCGGGAACAAUUUCAGUCUGAUCAAUAAUCAACCUUCAAUGGACAGUGUCGUGGAUUUUUCUCAAGGUUUCUCAGCAACUCAUUUCGAGGGGACAACAGCUUUCCAAGACCACUAUGGUUUCUUGAAGUCCUCCCUAUCUGCAAACCAACUUCAGAACAACCAGUGGUUUGGAGGGAAGAGGUUGGGGAUGAGAUGAGGUGAUUUCCCUGGUUCUGCUGCUGAUGUGUUUGUUACUAAAAAGGUUGCUCUGAAUGAAAUGGUGGGAUGGUUGUCAAAGUAAAAGGAACUGGAUCUAAAAAGAGAUCUUGUUCCUGUUCUUUUCUUUUCUUUCCUUUCCUUUAACCUGCAAUGCAGUGGGAAACAAUAUGAGAGAGGAGAAGUUGGAAAUAAAGUUCUUGUUUGCAAAUUAAUUCCUUGUCAAUGAAUAGUGGAUACGAAUCAGUUUUGUCUUUUAGGCCGUCCCUAUGCUACCUUGCCAGCUCUUGUUUUUCAUGGAGCCCCAUGCACUCUUUAUAUCAGCACUUGCAUCUUUAAACUGUAUUAGCUAUCCAUAUUUCAAACAAUAAUGACAGCAAGAGUUGGAGAUGAUUGCCUGUGGCUAUA
Messenger RNA from Corylus avellana, 1366 nucleotides. Its product is annotated as protein SOB FIVE-LIKE 5. Gene Ontology annotation, biological process: cytokinin biosynthetic process. The record is from RefSeq and is a predicted model, not a curated record. NCBI's taxonomy places the organism in Eukaryota, Viridiplantae, Streptophyta, Magnoliopsida, Fagales, Betulaceae.